This is a messenger RNA of Dovyalis caffra, 525 nucleotides long. The record is from the annotation of a GenBank genome assembly. Lineage: Eukaryota; Viridiplantae; Streptophyta; Magnoliopsida; Malpighiales; Salicaceae.
AUGGGAGAGGCCAAGAUCUUUUUAAUUUUCCUAAUUAUGGUGUUCUUGAAAGGUACUGUAUCUGAAGUUUAUACAGUUGGUGAUGAGCUACGAUGGAACACUGGGGCAAACUUUGGUUCUUGGUCACAGAAAUACAAUUUUAGCGCUGGCGAUACUCUUGUUUUUACGUAUGGGAAGGGACAACAUAACGUGUAUGAAGUAACUGAGGCGACAUAUCGAUCAUGUAAUGCAAGCACUGGAGUUUUAGCAACAUAUGACAGUGGAAAUGAUCAAAUCCAACUCGAUCAAACGAAGAAAUAUUGGUUCAUUUGCAAUGUUGAUGGGCAUUGCCUUGGAGGCAUGAGGUUUUUCAUCGAUGUAAAAGAAGCUAGUUCUACAAAUAUUGGCCCAACCCCACCACAAAGGGAACCAAUUCCACCACCACCACCAGCGGCCAACUCUUGUACUACAACUUAUGUCUUUGAUAGAUGGAGUUUGUGGGUUUCUCUUGUUGCUUUUGGAUUUUUACUCCAAUUAUCAGAGUAG